AUGCCAUUACUUCCAAGUCCAAUACCUCCACCGGUUUUUGAUUCUGAUGAAUCUGAUGUAGCUAGUCAACAAUCAACUGAUAGUAGUAGUUAUUUAUCAUCUCAAUUUACCCAACAUACACGUCUAUCCUAUUCACCAAAAUAUAUUCUAAAUCAACAAUUAUCAAUACAUUUUGAUGAUUCAUUAAGUAAUCAAGAUGAUUCAUCAUUAAAUUUCGACUCAAUAUUAUCAACUAAACCAAUUUAUAAGAAUAAAAAACGUAAACGAAGUCAUGAUAAAUCGGAAGAAAAAUCACUUCAUACACCUAAUCAAUCACCAUAUACACGACGUAAAAAUCUUAGUUAUGUACAAGAAAAUACAUUUCAAUCACCUAAAAUUCAACGUCGAAGUCGUCAAUGUGAUGAAUCAAUACAUAUUCCAACAACAACAACAUUUUCUAAUCUUAUUAAUAUUAAUCCAUUUGUUAAACAUCGUUAUCAUACACGUCUUGUUGCUAAACGUCAAUCACUUAUUUCAUUAUCAAUUCAACGAUUUGAACAAGAAUUUCAUCAUGAUUCAUUUCUUGGUCAUGGUGAAUUUUCUCAUGUUUAUUUAUGUACUAAUCGUCUUGAUGGUUUAAAUUAUGCGAUAAAAACAUCGAAACAAUCAAUUAUUGGUACUAGUUAUGAACAAAUAGCAUGGCGUGAAAUAUGUGCAUAUGCAAUAUUAACAUCACAUGAAAAUUUAGUUCGUUAUUAUUCCGCAUGGAUUGAAUUAGAUGGAAGAUUUUUUAUUCAAUUAGAAUAUUGUAAUGGUGGUUCAUUAGAAGAUUUAAUUGAAAAAAAUCGACAAAUUAAUGAACAAGAAUUAGUAAAUAUUUUACAUCAAUUAUCAGAUGUCUUAUCUUUCCUACAUGGAAAAGAUUUAGCACAUUUAGAUAUCAAACCAUCAAAUAUAAUGAUAUGUCAAUAUUCAGAAAAUAAUAUACGUUAUAAAUUAACUGAUUUAGGACAUAUUAGUCAAAUAAGUUCAUGUACAAUUGAUGAAGAUGGUGAUAGUCGAUAUUUAGCAUUAGAAAGUUUACAAAAAUCACAUACAAAGAAAAUUCAAUUAGAUAAAUGUGAUAUAUUUUCAUUAGGAUUAACAUUAUAUGUAUGCGCAACAAAUUAUAAUUUACCUAAACAAGGUAAUGAAUGGCAACAACUUAGAUUAAAUAUUACGCAAUAUUUACAUUCAAUUACACAUUGUUCAAAACAAUUUAAUGAUUUAUUACUUGAACGUAUGUGUAAUAUUGAUCCUAAUCAACGACCAUCAGCAUAUGAUUUAUUACUUGAUCCUACUGUCAAUCCAAUCGAACCAACAAGUCGAGAAUCUCUUCGACAUAGUUUAAAACAAGAACGUGAAAAGAAUUUAUUAUUAAAUAAGAAAUUACUUGAUCAUUAUCUUUUCUCAAAUUCUUAUGAUGUACAAAUGUUACCUAAUGAUAUACAAUUUCAACAAGGAUUUCUUUCGCCAUUACAAUCAAUACUUGUUCCACAGGAACAAAAUGUAUCGACACCUAAUAAUCAUUCGCGAAUAUUAUUAAUUAAUUCACCAAAUACACCAAUGUGUUGUACAAAUAUGAAUAAUCAAACAUUAAUAUCUCCUGGACAUUGUGGUUCAUUUGCAAUGAAACAAAUUAAAUUAACCGGUUCAAAUAUGUUUCGUCAUUACUCCAGUAUUAUUUAA
This is a messenger RNA of Adineta steineri, 1707 nucleotides long. The record is from the annotation of a GenBank genome assembly. NCBI's taxonomy places the organism in Eukaryota, Metazoa, Rotifera, Eurotatoria, Adinetida, Adinetidae.